CAACGAUCCACAGGAUUAUUACUCCGAUGACGACUCCGAUGAAGAAUUCUGGUGAGUAUUUUGCCCUCCGGCUGGCUCGCUAGUUGCACAUAUAUGAGCUCUGUGUGGGAUCUCUAUAAGAUUGGUGUACUAACAGGACGAUAGCCCACUCUGUGUGGAGGUGAUGGAUCUGUCGGAUAGAAACUUCAAGCCAUGUCCAUGUGGGUAUCAAAUCUGUCAGUUUUGUUACAACAACAUCCGUCAGAACCCCGAUUUGAACGGGAAGUGUCCAGCCUGUCGUCGUCCGUAUGACGAUGAAUCUGUUGAGUACAAGACGAUGUCUCCGGAGGAGUUGAGAAGAGAGCAGAACAAGCAGCUGAAGAAGGAGAAAGAGAAGAAGCAGAGGGAAAAGGAAAAGAAGGAGAAUGAACAGAUGAACCGCAAGCACCUGGCUGGCAUGAGGGUUAUCCAGAAGAAUCUGGUUUACGUUGUAGGCUUGAACCCUCCGGUGCCACAGGACGAGCUAAUACCAUUGUUGAAGUCCGAUAAAUACUUUGGACAGUACGGUAAGGUGUUGAAGGCUGUUAUCAAUAAGAGAGUUCCCACUGUGGGUCAUCACAAUCCAAACAGUGGAUAUGGCAUCUAUGUGACUUUUUCCAAAAAGGAGGAGGCUGCAAAGUGUAUUGCAGCUAUUGACGGGACAUAUCUCGAUGGCAGACUGUUGAAAGCAGCCUUUGGUACUACAAAGUACUGCUCCUCCUAUUUGCGAGGCCAGGCUUGUCCAAAUCCAAACUGUAUGUUCUUACACGAGCCAGGUGAAGAGGCAGAUUCAUACACAAGACAAGAUCUGUCCACUAGGCAAUCUCUGAGAAUGGGAGGUCCUGAACUUCACAGAAAUGCACCAUUCCCAAGACACCCACCUACGCAUUACAAUACUUCUAGUGCUGCUGGUAAUACCAUCUCCGCUACCAACACAAACCAUGAGGACACCAACUCUAACUCUUCGAACACUGCGGCCUCCACGCCUACACUGCAGCACCAGUCACUUUCUGGAGCAUUACCUUUGCCUGCCACUGUUUCUUGGGCAAAUCCUAAGGCACAGGCUACGUCCACAUCACCAACAACACCCUCGACGACGUUGGCAAACUCCUCAGCGUUCCCAUCAUUGGCUGAACGUGCCACUCAACAACAGUUACAACAACAGCAGAUUGAACAAAAGAGAAAACAAAAACACCACCACGGUCAACAGAAUGAGGAUUAUCAACCAGAGAAUGUUGCCUUUGCAUUUUUGGAUGAAAUUUCUGCUCUUUUGAGUGCUCCACCUCAAAUCAACUACCGUUUACGCUCUGGAGUCGUCACAGAGAAGAGCAGUGCAUUGCCCCCUUUGUUUGUCUAUAACUCUGGUGAAGCUUCCAGCGAAAGCAAAAGAGACGAUCUGUUCUCUAUGAAGUUGUUGGAGUCUCUUAUUUCCAAACCACCACCAGUUGCAUUCAAUGCAUUAUUGUCUUCACAAGCAACACCUUACCAAGCACCAAUUAAUAUGAACGCAAAUGUCGCCCAGGCCCAAGGUGUGGCUGUCAAUACAAAGCAACAACAGCAACAACAGCAGCAGACACAGCAGAACUCUGUGGCACAGGCAUUGUUGCAACAACAAUUGCUUCAACAACGUGCACUACAACAACAACAGCAGCAGCAGCAGCAACAGCAGCAGCAGCAACAUCUACAAGCACAUCAACAGGCUCAACAACCAUUGCAACCACAACCUCAGUCCAAGACAGCUGCACAACAACUGCUACAAGAACAGUUGUUACAACAAAGCUUGAAAGUGGAUCGUUCCUACUCUGCAACACCACCACCUCCGGGCCUCGUUCCAAACCAAACCAGUGAACACGUUGGUGGCACAGCCUCCGAAUUGCUCAGCCAUUUGAUGAAUGGCAAGAAGAUCAGUGCUUGAAGCGAGUACUCCUUUGUUAUUGUAAUGUAUCAAUAUGUUUUUAUUCCAUUAUUAGUUGUGUUUUAAACCUCUUAUCCGUU
Molecule: messenger RNA, 2013 nt
Organism: Williopsis jadinii
Lineage: Eukaryota; Fungi; Ascomycota; Saccharomycetes; Phaffomycetales; Wickerhamomycetaceae
Product: CCR4-NOT core ubiquitin-protein ligase subunit MOT2
Exons: 1
Coding region: 164-1933 (589 amino acids)
Biological process (GO): protein ubiquitination
Cellular component (GO): CCR4-NOT complex
Molecular function (GO): metal ion binding; ubiquitin-protein transferase activity; RNA binding
Source: RefSeq, a predicted model, not a curated record